UGCAGCAGUAUUUGGGAAACUAAGGACGCGAAGCAAGAGAAAAUGUGAAAAAUGUCCGACGAUGAAAGUUACUCUUUGGCCAUAGAAACAACACCCAUAGAUUUUGAAGAAGACGGAAGAGAAACAAGAGCGACAUGGGAACACGAACAAUUAGCACAGGUGCGGAUUAAAGUAUUCAGGGGACACUUUGGUGGUGUGAACUCCUGCCAGUAUAUCGACAAUGAUACCAAAAUACUAUCGGGAUCUUCAGACAAGACAGUGAAGAUAUGGGACAUUGACACAGGCAUUGUAACUAAUAGCUACAACUGUCAUUCAGAUUCGGUCAGUGCUGUCAGCAUCAACGACAAUGGAUGCAGGUUUGCGUCGUGUGGCUGGGAUAAGAAGAUUGGAGUGUGUGAUGUGGAGUCAGGGAACAUGUUGUGGUCGGGGAAGCAUGCUGGAGUAGUGACCAGUUGUAAGUUUUCACAUGAUGGGAAACUGGUUGUCUCGGGAUCAGACUUGGACAACACACUGAAAAUUUGGGAUGCCAACUCGGGUGAACUUAUCUACAAUAUUGAAGAUAUACACUCCAGCACAAUCACGAGCUGUCAGUUUGCCCCUCUUGAUGACAAGGUCAUCACAACCUCUAUGGACCAGUCAGCAAAGUUCUUUGACCUUCGCUCCAACAAGGUCACCAUCAAAGUGGAGGGACAUAUCAAUGUCAUAUCUUCCUGUGAUGUGACGUUUGAUGAGCGUAAAUUUGCUACUGGUUCCUGGGACAAAACCAUCAGUAUUUGGGACAUUGCCACAGGAGGCUACAGAUCUAAGGGACCUUUGGCCCUGUCUGGUAGCCAUGAUGGGUCAGUCAGCUCUUGCUGUUUCAGCAAUGAUGGUCUGAUGUUGGCCACAGGUUCUUACGACAAAACUGUUGUGGUGUGGGAUGUGGAGAACCAAGUUCAGAAACUCAAGUUACAGGGCCAUGAUGACUGGGUGCUUGAUGUGGCCUUUACAAAGGACAUGCAGUACGUGAUGUCUGCCUCCAAGGACGGCACUAUAAGGAUCUGGAAUGUUGAGGAGUCUGACAAAAUCCCUGUUGUCAUGGAGAGGAAGAAGGCCAUAGGUCUCAAGAUAAUCAAGUGUAGCAAAUGUGGCAAGCCGUUUUCUAUGACCCAGCUGGAGAGUUUCCGGGAUGUUUCUGUGUGUGUGUUCUGUCGUCUUAAGAACCGAGAGAAGACAAUGCUGGACAUCAUGAACAUGGUGGACUCUUGAUGUCGGUGUUAGUGUCGAGCUGGUCAAAUUGUAUCGUGUUCUGUGAUUCAGGUGACUUCCUGUGAUGGAGUUGGUGACACCGCCCUGUCCUACUCCAUUGUUACUGGUAUCGCUGUUUCACCACUCACCAAGUCUGUGAUAUCUAUGGUCUUCAAACAAAGUCAUGUUUCUGGGUUAGUUCCAUCAUGGUUUUUCCUGGCCAUGUUUCUGGGUUAGUUCCAUCAUGGUUUUUCCUGGCCAUGUUUCUGGGUUAGUUCCAUCAUGGUUUUUCCUGGCCAUGUUUCUGGGUUAGUUCCAUCAUGGUUUUUCCUGGCCAUGUUUCUGGGUUAGUUCCAUCAUGGUUUUCCCUGGCCAUGUUUCUGGGUUAGUUCUAUCAUGGUUUUUCCUGGCCAUGUUUCACGGUUAGUUCCAUCAUGGUUUUCCCUGGCCAUGUUUCACGGUUAGUUCCAUCAUGGUUUUCCCUGGCCAUGUUUCACGGUUAGUUCCAUCAUGGUUUUUCCUGGCCAUGUUUCUGGGUUAGUUCCAUCAUGGUUUUUCCUGGCCAUGUUUCUGGGUACGUUCCAUCACAGUUUUUCCUGGCCAUGUUUCUGGGUUAGUUCCAUCAUGGUUUUUCCUGGCCAUGUUUAUGAGAUUGUACAUCAGUCUGUAUAAGACAGUUAUGAGCUGAUCGACUUUGUAUAGAUAUAUAAUUGAGUGACCAAUCAGUGAAGUGUUAAGAGAUAUCUGAAGAUUUCAAUAAGAAAUCUUUCUCAAAAGUAUUUUAUAUGCUUCAAAUCCUUGUGAUAAGGACAUUAUAGUGUUGUCCAACUUCCAUAGACACAUGAUGCAUACUUUGUGAACAUUUUGUAUAAUUAAAAAUUAAUAUUGAACAUUGUUUGUAUAUCAAUUGUCAUGAACAUUUAUUGAAAUAUUUUUAAACAUAUUGUUGUUGCUAAAAGUUUAUGUUAACAUGUAAAAUAAAGUGCAGGCCUGAAAAGCUGUACGUUUA
Mizuhopecten yessoensis (Yesso scallop) is the source of this 2236-nucleotide messenger RNA. RefSeq names its product WD repeat-containing protein 88-like. The transcript has 10 exons. Lineage: Eukaryota; Metazoa; Mollusca; Bivalvia; Pectinida; Pectinidae. Gene Ontology annotation, molecular function: protein binding. The coding region runs from base 52 to 1248 and encodes 398 amino acids. The record is from RefSeq and is a predicted model, not a curated record.